Westerdykella ornata is the source of this 5180-nucleotide messenger RNA. RefSeq lists its product as uncharacterized. Lineage: Eukaryota; Fungi; Ascomycota; Dothideomycetes; Pleosporales; Sporormiaceae. The transcript is spliced from 4 exons. The coding region runs from base 242 to 4759 and encodes 1505 amino acids. The record is from RefSeq and is a predicted model, not a curated record.
AUGAAGAAAGGAUUAUAGUUUUUUUCCAUCGAAGAGCCAUAUCACGGUUGUUGAUAUGAGCAAGGCUGAAACAUUUUGCACAGCCUCCUGGCGUCCUUCCCAGAGUUUCUGCGGCUGACAUGGCUAGCGAGGAAACAUAAGUAUGCCCUGCCAUGGUCCAAUGCUCCAUAUCCUCUCAUUCCGCUCUACUGCUAAUCGCGAAAUACGGAGUACGACAAGUCUAGACGGAGUUACUCGGAACAUGGCUCGCCAGCUGAAGGCAUCAAGGGUGUCCACUCUGGCACUGAGCACUAUGAGAGAUGCUUUCGAAGGUCUUGCAAACACUAUCACACCGGCGGACUCCGAAAUUGUGAAAUCAGCAUCGAAUCUGGACCAAGUUCGUGCAGCUGCUGAAGAGAUUGAGACACAACUCGCAGCGCGACAGACCCUUCGCAAUAUGCGAAGGCUUACCCCUCUUCUGAACGGUCUAGAGCACUAUGCGAAGGCAGUCGAGGUCUUGUGCAACGGGACUCCAUAUCUGGCCUGGAUCUGGAGUCCAAUCACUCUCGUACUGAGAGUCGCCUCAGAGUAUGUCGAAGCCUUCGAGGCCAUCAUGAAGGGGUACAGCCGAAUUGCCGAAUCUCUCAAGCGUUUCUCUAUACUCAACGAGACAUUUUCCACGAACACCGGUUUUCAGGAGACUCUCGCAGUCUUCUACGCAGAUAUUCUAGAGUUUCAUAAACAUGCUUACAAGUUUGUUCGUCGGAAAGGGUGGAGGCUCCUUUUCCACACUUCCUGGGGCCGCUUUCAGCGUCGAUUUGACAAUAUUCUCGAAGACCUGAGAUGUCAUGGGGAAUUGAUUGAUUUGGAGGCCAACGCUCGUGAUAUAUCUGAAGCCCAUCGAAUGCGCCAGCAAUUGUGCACCUGGAGAGAAGAAAGUCUCGAGAGCGUCAAGCGUCAAGAAGAACAGCAAACUACAAAAGAGUAUAAAGAGCUUCUGUCAUGGUUGAAGGUGGACGAAACCGAGCAAGUUUCCAUCUUCGAUGGCAUAGCUGAAGUGGGAACCAAAUAUCCCGGAACCUGUGGAUGGAUCCUCCAGCACCCAAAGAUUAAUGAUUGGCUGAAACAGAAGAGUGACUGUCGGUUUAUUUGGCUCCGAGGAAGUCCAGGCUCGGGAAAGAGCGUCCUAUCGGCCCAACUUGUGAAAUUUCUCUCCAUGAAUUGUACAGUCGUCACCCACUUUUGCACCUAUGCGUACCCGAACUCCACAAAAUAUGAGUGGAUACUCAGGUCCAUAUUGAUACAACUAGUUCUUGGCCAUGACGAACUGGUGGCUCACAUGUAUCGCGAAUGCGGUCUGAACAAGCGCUCGCCGUCCUUAUCCACCCUGGAACAGCUGGUCGAUGUCAUGCUCAAAGGCAUAUCAGAAAACCCACGCGAAAGUAGGUCCAUCUGGAUUGUUGUAGAUGGACUUGACGAGUGUGAACCGGAGAAACAGCCAAGACUACUCAGCUUGCUGAACCAAAUGUCAGCCAGAAGGGGAUCCGAAGACGGAUACGUGUGCAAGGUCCUCGUCUCAAGUCGAACAUCAGUUGUGCUGAAAAAGCGCCUUAAAAAUGGGGAAGUAGUACCUCUCAGCGAUGAGCAACAGAAGCCCAGCUUAAAGGCUGCCAUCAAGCAAUACACUUGUCGCCGGAUGCAGCUCGACGUACUCGGCGAUAAAAUCCGGGCUCUUGAUCUCGAGCCUACAGAACUCCAGGAAAUCCAAUCACUCAUCAGCGUCAAGUCAGAUGGAAUGUUUCUUUAUGCCCGUCUCGUUCUAGACCAUCUAGCAGCAAACAUUUUCUAUUCCGGCGCAGAAAUUAUCGAAUGUGUGCGCACAUUGCCAAAAGGUUUACACGAAUUUUACGAGAAGAUAAUGGCUCAAAUUCUAGCUAGAUUGGAUUCCCGUUCGGUCGAUCGUAUCCGAUGCAUCCUUGGAUGGAUUGCGUUCUCGAAAAGACCGCUCAAGAGACUCGAGUUCCUGUCAGCUCUUUCCUUCAGUUCUGGAAGCUUCGACGUUGAUCGCCUAGUGCCGCAUUAUGUGCUUGACGCAUGCAGCCCCCUCAUUGAGGAACGAAAAGACACCAGUUUCGCUUUUAUCCACGUCUCUGUAAAAGAUUAUCUUCAAAGCUCAGGAGUUAGCUUGCUUCUCAAAGAACAAGAAACCCUCCGUGAACACGGACAAGCAACAUUCGCAUGCCUUCUCUCUGGCCUUGAAGCUUUCAGCAAUACAACUACAUGCAACGGCCAAAUGAGAAAUCUUCGUCUGGUCAAGGGCCUACAUGGGUUCCACGUGUACGCAACGGAAUAUUGGACGGAUUACUUGCUCAAUGAGGCUGUUAGCGGCUUUGAUACUUCUUCAACUUUCUUCCGACUCGCUAAUGUGCUCUCGGAGAAGCUAGAAAAAUUGACCGGGAUUCCGAUCGAACUGGAGACCGCUGACACUAUCGAUGAGAGGCUGAGUUCCAUAAAACAAUACAAAGUACUUUACCGGCAAGUGAGAGGUGCCUUGAUAGCGAGGUCCCUUAAGCAACUGCAGACACAAUUGAUGAUCGAAACUGGACCUGGCAAUGGCCAAAUCCCUUCAUGCUCGAGUCCGCCAAAGGGCAGUAUUACUAUACUAUUGGAAUCGUAUCAAAACGCCGUGAAACAUCUCGUUAACCAAGACUCCUGUCCCGGAGCAUCCGCAGAAGAUUUGGAGCUGUUUAAGAGAGUAUUCCGCACGUCUGCCUACACUUGUCGCUUACAUACCUGUCCAAGUGCAACUACCGGCUUCGAAUCAGAGGAAGCCCGACACGAUCAUGAGAUGGGCCAUGCUGGGGGUUUCCGGUGCUCUGCCCCUCUGUGCCAAUAUCCACCUUUCCGGAGCGCUCAGUUAUUGAAGAAUCAUGUUGCCCAUUGCCAUAACCCUACUCCGCCAUUUAGGUCUUUACGUCGGGUGGGCCAGCUUCCUACAGGAGGCCACGACUUUGUUCAUUGGUCCCGGAAUCCUGCUGGUGAAACGAGAGUACGUCUUCGCAGCGGAAAUGACAAUCAUUCCGGCAUAGCAACUGCACCGAUCGAGGAACCGGUGGAUAAGCUGUCCCAACAAGUGCUUUCCGUGGGCAUACCCGACAGGCAAGACGAAAGCCGGGACGGCGGGCCUGCAGCCCUUGAUUUUGACACUCUGAUCAGUCUCGGACCCUCCCACUUUGACUUUGACGCAUUAUUGAAUGGAGCCGACGUAAACUCACAACCAUCGGGAUCUGGGACCCAGACUGGGCUGUUGAAUGAUAGUUCACCUUAUGCCGGAUUACCCCCAAAAAGGCCUAGGCGCGCGGUUGUUAUGCCCGGACAGUCAGUUCAACCACCUUCUAAACCAGCUCCUGACGUUCUUGAGGCACCAAUUCCACAGAUGGGUACCGGAGGUUCCAAUGUCUCUCAGAAUUACUUGGCGCCUGUGGACCCAACCUAUACCCCGACACUGUCCGUGCAUAAUACGCUUCCCGAAUCAAUCAAGUGUAUAUGCUCCAAUUUCCUGCCAGCAUCAACGUCGCAGUGCCGCCGGUGCGCAACUUGCGGUGGAAUUCACCACAUCAGAUGCUACCGUCAAUUACCAAAAUAUGUUGAGGGGUUUGAGCAAUUCUGUGCGUCAUGUUUCCAUCAGAGUUUGCCUCCGGCUGUUACGAGCAUCCAAGAAGUAUAUCCAAACCGAGUCUCGACCAACGACCCUAGCGGAAAUGAUGGUACGGCUCCUGCAAGGGAAAUGAAUGAGCAACAUGUCCCCGUCCAUGGUCAGGCCAUCUGGUCAUGCCACGCGCCGACACUGGUAGAUCCUAGCAGAUUCUAUCACGAAUUAUGCUUUCCCGCCGCAUUAAUAAGCGAAGACCCCUUAUGCUACUUAUGUGGCACCAAACGUGAAUAUCUGCCAACAAAAAGUCAAUUGAUCUCGCAUGUAUCCGGUCAUAGACUUGGCCUCUGCGAUAGCACGGCUAUGUAUCAUGAUUUUAAGGAGUUCUGUAAACACUUUCGAGAGUUCCAUGGAGCUUCGUACGUUAGUUGGGACAAAGGGAAGUUCGAAGGCUUCUUCAGACGGGGCGUGCACCUGAAUGCAAAGCCUGGACGGAACGGGAGGAAUGCACUGUCUACAGACAGCGGCACAGUUGAUCCUGCGGGCCCGAGAAUCAAUAACAGCGUCUCAACGUCUAACACAAGCGCGACUGCCCUUAACCCGGAUGUGAGAGUGAAGAUCACAAACCAGUCCAAAGAUGAGCGUAAAAGAAAAAGGACCGGGGACAAUUCCGGUAACUCCGUCAUGGCAAAAUGGCCAUCCCCAUGUAUUGAAUGUGGCAAAAUGUUCAAUUCGAUGCGGGAGCGAGAUUUACAUGUCAGUAAUAGCCAUUUCGAGCUCGCUGCAUGGCCUCGUUACAAGUGCUUAAGGUGUGGAUUCUCCAUCCGCGAAGCCCUCAGUACUACAUGUUGGAGCUUGCUGAGUUACCAUAUCUUUUCCUGCCAAAAUGGCCUGAAACUUUUCCGAGAGAAAAUGAUGGCCAGCUACGGCGAUGAUUAUACGCAAUUUGAUCUCGAUCGGCAAUGUGGAGUCAUGGACCGUCAUGGAGUUCCGUGCAAUAAGCCUCUGAGUUGUUCCAAACAUACUGGCGAAUCGAAAAAGUCUGUCCCAGGGAGAAAUCAACCAUUCGCCGAUCUACUUGAACGAGAACUAAGCGGAGAGUACAGGCUGCUUUCGACGGAGUACUGAAACUAAUUCCGUCUUAUCUCAAAGUCUGCAGCGUCCCGGGACGGACCGUAGUAUGUCCAAAAUAAAUGUCUCAUCUAUUCACCCUGCAUCCAGAUGAGUUUACAGCCCAUCAUAUGAUUUCUUUUGCAAUUCUUCCCGAUUUAAAUACUAUAUGAACGCUCCAGCUGCGCUACUAUGGCUACAAGGAAUCUAAGAUCCGCAGUCUAUGGCUAUUUGAUAAUUAACAACAGUCUACACGCUUGUAUACACAGUAUGGGCCGAGUAGCGUCUUCCUUUUGUGGAUGUUGAUAGGCAUUGUGUUCUUUAUCGUCGACGAUGUGAAGUGGCAAAACUUGUUCAUAUACAGGGUAGCGUGGGGCAACAGGGGGAAUACGACUUAUAACCUUAUAAGGAACGAGUGUAGAUAAAGCAUACGUGUAGA